GGCAUUAGGACUUUUUAGCCUGAUAGACAGUCUGUGGCCUCCAGUAGUGCCUGUAAAAGUUCCUGGACAAAGUCGAGACUCUGAAAUGAUGACAACUGAUCUCCCUCCUCCCAGCUUCUGUUACAUUCUUACUGUUCAGUCUGGUGAAAUACAUGUGGAAGUGGAUGAGGAAGAACAGAUUUCUAAUUUGUACCAGCCACCAGCUGUUCAUGGUCUAAAGGAAAUUCUUCAGACAAAACACAGUGUUCCUAUAAAUCAAAGAGAGAUUUGGUUGUUUGUGACUGACUCCACAUUGCAAAAUGUGGUUCAUACGAUUCCAAAAGUUGUUGCUGUGUCAGUCGCUGCAUCGUGUGUUCUGAGGACAGAAAUCAUGGAAGCCCUCAGCGCUGCCUCGCAACUUGUCUUCUUCAAGGAUGCGCUGUGGGGAAAUGGUAGGAUUAUUUGUGUUGAACGUACUGUUCUCUUAUUACAAAAGCCUCUUUUGUACUCGGCUGCCGGUGCUGACCUCAGUGAGCUGACUGGCCCUGUCAGACUCGAUGAGCUGGAUUCUACAACACAGGCCAACUCCAUUUGUGCUGUAAGAGGUACCGUUGUUGGAGUUAAUGAGAGCACUGCUUUCUCCUGGCCUACAUGCGACAGAUGUGGCAAUGGAAAGUUGGAAUUGUGUCCCCAGGACAGAGAAUUGCUGUAUUGCAACCAGUGCUCGGAAGUUGUCAUCUCACCAGUUUUGAAAAUGCAGCUGGAAGUCUUCUUGAGUUGUCCAUCCCGAUCUCAAAGUGCAGUAAAAGUAAAGCUGUUACAAAGGACAAUCUCUUCUCUCCUGAUGUCCUCUGCCAAUGAGGAUGGGAGUUACGAGGUGCAGAGCGUGCUGGGAAAGGAGGUGGGGUUCUUGAACUGCUACGUCCACUCCGUAACCAGCCACCCCAACUGUGUUGGACUGGAGGAAAUUGUUCUUCUGGAAGCAGCAGCAAGACACUGA
This is a messenger RNA of Phaethon lepturus (White-tailed tropicbird), 979 nucleotides long. It is a transcript of the gene SPIDR, whose product is annotated as scaffolding protein involved in DNA repair. NCBI's taxonomy places the organism in Eukaryota, Metazoa, Chordata, Aves, Phaethontiformes, Phaethontidae. The annotation marks the transcript as partial. The transcript is spliced from 8 exons. The record is from RefSeq and is a predicted model, not a curated record. Gene Ontology annotation, cellular component: nuclear chromosome; nucleoplasm. Gene Ontology annotation, biological process: double-strand break repair via homologous recombination; regulation of establishment of protein localization to chromosome.